UUCGAUGCCAUAUCAAAAGCCAACCCCACUGUGGUACAGAGCUUCCUGUCUUCCUCUCAGUGCUCAUCUCUCCUGUUGUUUAGAUGCUAUUGUCUUCCAGAUUUCACAGUCAGACCUCGAAGGUGAUGCUACUAAUUGUUUACCUGCACAUCCUUUAUGAAUAUUGUUUGAUACCAAGUGUUCUUAGGGCCAACCUGGUCUCAGAGCAUUUUAUAUUAUUCUGUAUGUAAAUUCGAGACACUCCUUUUAGUAUGUUACGUAUUCAUUUGUGGAUGUCCAUCACCCAUUUCGUAUGAUGUGUUAAGAUUUACAAUUCAUAUUAUAUGUUACGGAUUUGGAAGUAACACUAUGUUACGAAUUCGCAAGACGUAGAAUAUGUUACCAAUUUUCAAAAUGUAUGAUGAUUCCAAUUUGUUGUGGGUAACAUUAUCUAGCUGGCUAACGUUUUCUAUGCUAGGGUUAAGGAUAAGGUUAUGAGUUAAACUAAAGGGUUACAGUGAAGGUUAGGGAAAGGGUUAGCUAACAACAUGCUAAGUAGUUGCACAUUAGCUAAAAAGUAGCUAAUUAGCUAAACUUGUCCGUGAUUAGAUUUGAACACGCAACCUUUGGGUUGCUAGACGUUCGCGUUAUAUGCCCGACCAACCUCCCUCCGUUUUUGCCUUAAGAAACCUUCCCUCUUAUUUAACCGUACCAAACUGUAACAAAUCUUACUAAUUUGAGUGUCCCGGAUUUACAUGUACUAUGUUAUUUCUAUGAGACCAUGGCAGGCUGACUUAAUCCGUGUGCAUGGUGGCAAUGAUAAAACAGCAGCAAUUUACAUCCUUAUAUGGUCCUGUUAGACAUCUGUUUCCUUAUCAACUCUACUCACCUCCUUUUCCAUCAACUUUGCUCUCCUCCUUUCCAUCAUAUUUCUUUCAGUGUCUAGUGUAUCACGCCAGGCGCUUCUGGAUCUUUCCAUUGGUGGUGUCAGAGUACUCAUAACCCUCCCACUGUGCGGUCGUCACUAGUUACCACAGCCACAAAGUUAUAACGCCUGCCUAUUUCUACAAUUUCUCUUCUUAAACUUUGAUUUUCAACCUAACAUUAAACCCUAACCUUAACCACACUGGUAACCUUAUGCCUAACCCUAACCUUAAAUUAAGACCAUAAAGCUCAUUUAUGUUUUCAUGAAUUUUUACGAUAUUGCAGAGCCACGAAGUCAAAAUCUAGUGGAAACCCCACCUACCUAUCUUGUCACCUGUGAUCCCAUUAAAGCCUUUAGUACUGGUGUUGGAUGGAUCUGAACCAUAUGUGUGAAGCAUUUCCCUAAUUUAUUUAAUACUAUAGUUUUUCUAAGGAUAUGGAAUAUUGGACAUUGUUAUAGCAUCUAUUUCAAUUGAUUGGUCAAUGAUCACACAGUACCAGUUAGAUACAACUCAAAAAUGACUUGUCCAUCAUACAGAACCUACCUAUACGGACUGUAGUUAUGGCAACAUACUACAACCAAUCCAAUCGCGCCAUACAUCUGACAGUAAUCUUCUUAACUCAUGGUCGCUGUCCUUAAAGCACCAUUAAAUGCGUAAUGCGGAUUGAAGGCAUGGAUACUUUGAGCGUUAACCCAGACUCUUCAUGUGGUUUUACCAUCGCCUAAAUUUUACUUUUCAAAAUUGUACUUUGUAUGGAAUGAUAACGUUUUAAACCAUAUAUAUCGUUUAAUCCGAGAUUGACUAUGGUAUUCCGAGUAGAUUACCGCUUUCUCGGCGUGUUUUACGCACCGGAUUUAAAAGGCAUAAUAAUCGGUUAGGCGCCACCCGUUAUUUCACUAAAGUUUAACGACCAAAAUACUGCCCUGGUAUGUUAUCUCUGUUGAGAUUGUUGUGUUUUUACGCACUGGGACUGGGCUAUGAGAAGCUUGUGCGUGGACAGGAUUACAAUCCGGAUACGGGAGCCCGGUUCCUAUGCCGACCCAUCGCAGUUGGCGCUGACACUUGUUUGGUCCCCGUAGUUCCCGAACCAAACGCCGCGGCUCAGGAGGAAGUGUUGAGGAACACAGUCAUGCAGCUCCGUGAAACGGUUCUCCAACAGAAAGAGACGAUAGUCAACCAACUUGGGACCAUAAACGAGCUGACCACCAAGCUCUCCCUCUGCGAGUCAGCCUCCGAGGAGGGGAAGUAUGAAAGUGGUGGAUCUUGGAGUAAAAACAAAAAUAAUCAGAACACAAUGGGAGAUUUACCCAGAGAUCCCAAUGAUACAAUCGACAACCUCGGUAAAACCAUGCAGAGUCUGAAGGACCGACUGGAGAACCUAGAGCAGCAGCAGCAGAGAGCAAACAUGUCGGGAGCGUUGUUCCCCAGCGAGCUGCGAGACCUGCUGCAGCGCAGGCUGGGAGACCUGGAAAAACAGCUGCUCAGUAAGGUCAACAACCUGGAGGAAGAGAAGUCUCUGCUCUACAACGAGACCACAGCCCACAGGCAGAAGACAGAGAGCACCCUCAACUCCCUGCUGACCAGGAUCAAUGAGCUGGAGAAAGGUGGCAGUGGGUUCAAGUCCCCCGAGCAGUUUAAGCUGGUCCUCCCCCUGCGUACUAACUACCUGUACGGACGCAUGGCCAAGAGCCUUCCUGAGAUGUACUCUUUCACUCUGUGCAUGUGGCUGCGGUCCAGCGCCGGCCCUGGCAUAGGCACCCCCUUCUCCUAUGGGGUGCCAGGACAGGCCAAUGAGAUUGUCCUCAUGGAGUGGGGAAACAACCCCAUAGAGUUGCUCAUCAAUGACAAGGUGGCUCAGCUGCCUCUAUCAGUGCGUGAUGGGAGGUGGCGACACAUCUGUAUCACCUGGACCACCAGGGAUGGUCUGUGGGAAGCCUACCAGGAUGGUCAGAAGCUGGGGGCAGGGGAUAACCUGGCCCCCUGGCACCGCAUCAAGCCUGGAGGAGCCAUCAUACUGGGGCAGGAACAGGACAUGGUGGGCGGGCGCUUUGACGCCACACAGGCCUUUGUGGGUGAGCUGAGCCAGGUUAACAUCUGGGACAAGGUCCUGAAGCCAUCUGACAUCCUCACCAUGGCCAACUGUUCCUCCUACACCCCCGGGAACGUGGUGUCCUGGCUGGACAGUGAUGUGGAGGUGUUUGGAGGGGGAGCAGACAAAUUGCCUCUAGAGAUAUGCCAGGACCGGCUGUCUGAGACUGAGUCUUAGGAUGUCUGUCUGUGGCGUGUUGAGAAUCAUGUUCUGGAUCUUGACGACUACUGUACCUGCUACGUGUAAUGCUGGUCAUGUGUUUCGUUUGUCUGUGUAAGGAAAGGCCGAUCUACCUAAUUCCAGAUGAUUCUACUACACAGAGAUCCAGUUUUACACACACACACACUGGCAAACACAGACUUAAUGACACUGGAUUUGGCAUGUGAGGCUGGCUUAGGCAUGUGUGUGGCAUGGGAGGUGUAAGGUACACAGAUUAGCCGUCCCAGGAAUCACAGAGUAACUUACGUCCCAGGCCACAAACAGUAACCUACAUCCUAGGACUCACAUACAGUAAUCUACGUCUCCUGAUGGAAGUCAUUAAAGCCUUUUGCACCUUGAGUGGAGAGCAGAUUUAGGGGAAUAUCUAAACAAACAUUAGCCAGGUGACCGCUAUGUUGAAGGUUUUCAAUAACCUAUAGCAGAGAUGAAGGACUAGUUUUGAUCUUUGAGUUAGUUGGUAAACAUUCCAUAGUUAUGUGUGGAAAUCUGUGUUCUUGUGGCAUCAUGUCUGUUGUACUAUAAUGUUGAUAAGGUUUCAUUAUCACCCAUACUGUUUUCAAUACCCCAAGUCCACCUCAAUGCCUGCAGCAGUAUAUUUUGUUGUCUCUCAAAACUGUUCCGUAAUUAUCCUCUUGUUGUUAGGGACACGUUGGUUUGUUUAGGUCUACAAUGUCUGUGCAGUGGUAGUUUCCAAGAACAAACAAAGUGUAAUUUAUAUGGGAGCAUUGUUACUGUUAAAUAUGUACAUAUCAUUUUUCAAGCAGAAAAAGAACAAUUCAUUAUGUAUGAUAUGAACACUACGUUCAUGUGUAAGAGUGUCUCUUUCCAUGAAAACAAUGUUCGAUGUGUAAAGUUAUUUAAUUGAGAUACAUUGUUGAUUUUGCUCAAGAGACAAUGCUUACUUUUCAUGUGGCCUUUUGAAGAUGUUGUGCCAGAUGCACUUUACUAUGCUAAUUAUUGCCAAAUUAACAAGAAUGUGGGGGGAAAAAAGGACAAAUAAAACAUUAUU
Molecule: messenger RNA, 4222 nt
Organism: Salvelinus fontinalis (brook trout)
Lineage: Eukaryota; Metazoa; Chordata; Actinopteri; Salmoniformes; Salmonidae
Product: neuronal pentraxin-2-like
Exons: 5
Coding region: 1834-3171 (445 amino acids)
Source: RefSeq, a predicted model, not a curated record